Cephus cinctus (wheat stem sawfly) is the source of this 3422-nucleotide messenger RNA. RefSeq lists its product as uncharacterized. Gene Ontology annotation, molecular function: transmembrane transporter activity. Gene Ontology annotation, biological process: transmembrane transport. The record is from RefSeq and is a predicted model, not a curated record. Gene Ontology annotation, cellular component: membrane. Bases 468 to 3239 code for a protein of 923 amino acids. NCBI's taxonomy places the organism in Eukaryota, Metazoa, Arthropoda, Insecta, Hymenoptera, Cephidae. The transcript is spliced from 3 exons.
ACUAUUUUCAGACGGUAAAGCUGAAAAAGAACUUAACCAAUAAAAAUGCACUGAUAUCGUUCGAUUAAAUGUGUAACUAAGAUAUUCAAGACUUGUAUGAGCGUAGGAUCACGUAUAUAUAUGGAUUAGAAGAUUAACGGACCUUACGCAAUAUUACUCGCUGAAAUAUAUUACAAUGCAAAUCCAACUGAUUACGAAAUGAAAAUCCUCGAAAGAACUCCCAGUAUCGCGGCAAGACGUAUGAAAGCUUCGAAUAUAUUAGAUAUAAUAUCGUGUCUUCUAAAUCUUAAACUGUCUUGUACAUAGCAAGAAUAUAAAUAUUUACAUUCACGUUCGGAAUAUCGAUGAUGCAAUCAAAACCUACAAGAGAUAUCGAUAACAUUCUAAAAUCCGAUACUCUUAAUCCGAGUAAAUAAUAAGUAUAUAAAGAAUCAAGCUAAUACAUUUCGUGCACGAUAAAAUAAAUAAUGGUUCUCUCAAGGUUAAAUUUAGCAGAGAAAAGAAUGUUCUGGCCAUAUUGGUUCGCUAGCAUAGAAGUGUCUAUGCUAUCCUUCAGCAUUGGUUUGAUGGCCGGUUGGACUUCGCCAUAUCUCGCAAAAUUGACUGCCGAGGAUUCGAAAAUCCCUAUCACUAAGAAAGAAGCUUCUUGGAUCGCGUCUCUGAUGCAUCUCGGGCGUCUUGUUGGUGCAGUGAUCGGCGCCUUGGCAGUGGAAUACAUUGGUAGUAAGAGCACGCUACAAAUCACUGGAAUACCACUAAUUCUGGGUUGGAUAUGCAUAGCCAUUGCUAAUUCUGCGGCCUGGCUCUAUGUGGCGCGGAUAUUAUCUGGCGCUGGAAUGGGAAUGAUCUUCAGCAGCUUUCCUAUGUAUAUUGGAGAAAUAUCAAAACCAAGCAUACGAGGGGGUCUGGUUAGUUUGAUUAUAACUGGAAUGCCAUUUGGCACUGUAAUUGGAAACAUUAUGGGACCUUACAUAUCGAUGUGGAUAUUUGCUUGCAUCAGCCUAGUGCCAAAUUGUAUGUUUUUUAUACUUUUUCUCUUCAUACCGAAUUCGCCGCACUUUCUCGUACGAAAAAAAAAGUAUGACAAGGCACUUAAAUCAAUAAGUUGGUAUCACCGAGGAUCGAAUGCGGAGCAGGAAAUGGAGUCAAUUAAAAAAUUUCAAGAGGGAAUUUACAGUUCGAAAUUCAUUGACAAACUGAAAGAAAUGGGGGAACCGAUAAAUAGAAAAGCAUUUAUCAUGGUGACCGUGCUCGUUCUGCUUAUGCAGCUGAGUGGAUUAAACAGUAUUGUAUUUUAUAUGGAGAUAAUCGUGAAGAAUGCUAAAGUAACAACGAUCGAACCAUCGACCGUUGUUAUUAUAUCGAAUACCGUGGGAAUCGUCAUUGGUUGGAUAGCAAUUUACGCAAUUGACAAAUGCGGUAGGAGGAUUCUUCUCUUGAUCUCAAGCUCCGGUGUUGUCGUCGCCAUGUUUAUGUUGGGUCUACAUUUCAUGCUAAUCGAAUCUGGUUACGAUAGCAAGAAGCUUCAAUGGCUGCCUAUUCUAUCGCUGAUCCUAUUCAUGCUGAUGUGCCUAGGACUGGUCCCAGUUCCUAGUACAAUGCUCAGUGAACUAUUUCCGGCCAAUCUAAAGAGCAUCGCCGGCUUUGUUGGGAGCCUAUCAUCGGCAGUCUUUGCUUUCCUAUCGAGCAAGACUUAUCAGCCACUGGUGGAUCUCACGGCGGAGCAAUAUGUUUUUUGGAUAUACGGAAUCAUCAUGUGUGGUGCACUGGUAUUCGGUAUAUGGAUCAUGCCGGAAACGAAAGGAAAGUCGCUACAGGAAGUUCGCGACAUGUUAGCGGGACGAGAAGUCACGAGGGAUGCUGUGAAGGAUGAGGAGAGCGAGCCACCUGAAAAACGUACGGAGGAGACUCUAAACUUUAUAUUCGCAGUGUGCGUGCUGAGUAUAGUAAUCGGUAUGGUACAAGGCUGGGCGUCGCCCUAUCUGGCUAAAUUGAUAAAGGACGAUUCAUCCCUUCGCGUCACGACUGACGAAGCUUCUUGGAUCGCAGCCCUCAUGAACGCCGGCCGACUAAUCGGUGCCAUAUGCGGUGCACUCAUCGUGUCAUAUCUUGGUAGCAAGAACGCAUUGAUGUUCACUGGACUAUUUCCAGCAUUGGGAUGGAUCUUCAUCAUAUCUGCCGAUUCCGUCUAUUGGCUCUACACAUCGAGGGUACUAUCUGGAAUAGGAGUAGGCAUGGUGUUCACAUGUUUCCCUUUGUACCUUGGCGAAAUAGCAGAUCCUAGCAUACGCGGUGCUAUGGUGACUUUCGUCGUAAACGGAAUGGCCAUUGGAGUCCUGAUUGGUAACAGCAUGGGACCAUUCAUGUCAAUGACGAAAUUUGCCUACAUCGCUCUGCUGCCGAAUCUUCUGUUUCUCGCAUUCUUUUUCAUUCUGCCGGACUCUCCGCAUUACCUCGUGAGUCAAAGAAGAAUCCAAGAAGCCAGAAAGUCCAUACGAUGGUAUCAUCACGAUGUGGACGCUAACAAGGAAUUGGACUCUAUACAAAAUUUCGUGAGGGAAUCGAACGCUAUGAAGUUUAUGGAUAAAAUGAAGGAAAUAGGAAAAAGAAAAAACAGAAAGGCUCUACUCAUGCUGAUUAUACUUUUCUUCUUCCUGCAAUCCAGCGGUAUAAGCUCCGUUCUGUUUUACAUGGAGAUCAUUGCUACGAAUGCGGGCGUCACUGUUAUGUCGCCUGCUAUGUUGGUUGUUGUUAUUAACACUAUCAGAUUUAUCGUCGGAUGUUUGGCCAUUUUCUGUAUUGAUAAAUACGGCAGAAGGAAAUUACUAGCUUUAUCAAGCGCAAGCGUCUGUUUGUCAUACACUUUGUUAGGAAUUCACUUUACGCUCUUGAACUUGAACUAUGAUGCUAGUGAACUUCAAUGGCUUACAAUAAUCGGCCUACUUUUGUUCACACUCGUAUGCAUCGGACUUAUGCCAGUGUCCAACACUAUGGUUAGUGAAAUGUUGCCGUCGCAUCUGAGAAGCGUGGCUGGUUGUAUAGCCAGUGUUAGUUCAGCUGUGUUUGCCUUCGCAGCUAGUAAGAGUUAUCAACCAAUGGUGGAUGUUGUGGGUGAACAAUACGUUUUUUACAUUAAUGCUAUUCUUAUGGCAAUUUCAGUCAUUUAUAGUCUUCACGGUGUGCCUGAAACUCAGGGAAAAACAUUGCAGGAAAUACAAGAUAUGCUAGAUGCACGUUGAAUGACUGUGCUGAGAGUCUGAUGGGUUUUUAAAAAUUUUUUUUUAAUAACAAAAAUAUAGGCAAUUAAUGCACGACUUAGAUUUACAAUUAUAAUUAUUAAGUUGACAAUUUUCAGUUUCGAGUCUCUAUUGUGUAAAAAAAACUAAUAAAGUGCAAUUAAUUAAAAACACGUGUAAAUAAUG